AUGAACGUCGCCUUAGCGUGUAGUCCACAAGAUGCAUAUUCCGCGGCAGACAGGGAAGAAGGUGGGGAUGUUGCUACAGUUCACGGAGCAGAGUGGAACGUGCGAUCGUCGUGCUGGGACACUUCCAUCGCCGAGCGGACGGUUAGCCAACUAUGCGACAUCUGCCCCGUGGUUUCGAGCCGACUUCCGACAGAAUUGUGGGAGCUCAUAAUUGAUUUCAUCGCGGAGGACGGAUUGGACGACAUGGGACGACUUGGCCAAGUGUGUCGUGGGUGGCAUGCCCGAUGUCGCUUUCGUAGUCAUGAGAUCCUUAGCAUGCGGUGCACAGAGAAGAAGGAGGUGUAUCGCCUGAUCCGUACACUGGGCGAGCACCCCGAGCGAUCCCGUGUCGUCAAGACAGUCUUAUUUGAAUUUGCACCCCAAUCGAUUGGCCUCCUUGGGUCGUUUGCUGUGCGCACGAUGCAAACGCUGCCUCGAGUCAAAUUUCUCAGACUCUCGCAUUGCAAAUGGGAGAGCGGGCGACUGCACGCGCAAGUCUUCCUCCAUCUCACUCUCACAUUUGGGUCGGUGACCAAGCUUGAACUCUUCAACGUGACCUUUCCGUCUGCGGUGGUAUUUGGGCGACUUGUGCGUGCUCUCCCCCGGCUCUCUACCCUCGAAUGCCAGAUUGUGCGAUUUCAGAAGGGCUGCCAUGUUGUGGAUGCGGUGCGAGUGCCAGGCUCCCUCCGACUCGACGCUGCUAGUCUGAAUGGCAGCGAUGACGUGUUUGACUUCCUAGUGUCGAUCGGCGCGCAAGUUGGCCAUCUCUCCUGCUAUGGACACGACCUGGCGAAGCUGCCGGACUUGCUCGCGGUGUCCGCCGAGUCGCUCUUGUCCCUCGAUGUCAGGCUGCUUCGCAGAGCCACUUCAAUCGAUCUGACACCUGCAGUCAACUUGCGUAUCCUAUCGUUGGCCGGACAUCUCAAAAACAUCGCCAAGGAAGCCUGUGUCCUGUCUGGCGCGUCUUUACCAAAGCUAGUAGAGGUCACCAUUGAGUCGCGGCCAAAUCUUUGGGCAACACUUGUCUCUGUCCAGGAUACAUUGAAUGGCAUCGAUAAUGACUCUUUUGCACGGAUGGACCGCAUACUCUCCGGCCGUCAAUUUCCUGCUCUUUUCAAAGUCACCUUGCUCCUUCGUUGUGAAAUUCAUUACGCCGGCGCGGUGAGCAUCAUAUCCGAAGGCUCCUGGUGCACCCUGCUCUCGUCAAAGCUUCCAGCCCUCCAUGCCAGUGGUCGCCUUCUAAUAACAGUCAACGAGACCGAAGAUGGUAAGACGCCAGCCGAACCUCUUACACUUCAAGAGGCCAUCGACAGCAUAUGCACUUUCGUUGCGAUCUGUGUGUACAAUGACUCUGUGGACGAUAAGGAAAUAGGUGUACUGUUCGGAGGCGUCACGGGCGAAGACACGAGUGAGGAAAGCUUUCUUCAUAAUGACCUGUAUGGAUACCAGAUUGGCGGGAAUUGGCGCGGGAUAUCUAUGCUCCUAAAGCGACCUAAGAAGAAAACCACCGGUGCAAAUAAGCAAAAGUCUGUGCCUGCUCCGGUGCGAGCGCCGUCGAGUGACAAGGAAGAUGACGAAAGUGAUCCAGAGAAAAAGUGGCGAUGA
Messenger RNA from Fibroporia radiculosa, 1644 nucleotides. RefSeq lists its product as uncharacterized. The coding region runs from base 1 to 1644 and encodes 547 amino acids. The record is from RefSeq and is a predicted model, not a curated record. The transcript has 5 exons. Gene Ontology annotation, molecular function: protein binding. Lineage: Eukaryota; Fungi; Basidiomycota; Agaricomycetes; Polyporales; Fibroporiaceae.